GAUGAAGCACGGGGGCCGAAGCGAAGCCACCCGCGGAGACAUCCGCAGCUACAUCCACAAAGCGGGAGAAAAGAACCUCUACAGAAUCAAAAAGGGACUAGUCCCUAACAUGAAUGUAGAAGGACACAUAUACGUAAACGAAAAGUUGAAACAUCUCAUAGACGAUGAAAUAGAGACAUACCAACUGAACAGAAACACUACGUUCCUCCCAGCAGUUAUACAAGUAGCAAAUGUCUCAACCCUACCAGGUAUCGUAAAAGCAUCUAUAGCUUUACCAGAUGUACAUGCAGGGUAUGGGUUCUCUAUUGGAAAUGUGGCAGCAUUUGAUAUGAACAAUGAGAAAGCGAUUAUAUCCCCAGGAGGGGUAGGGUUUGAUAUCAAUUGUGGAGUGAGAUUAAUUAGAACAAAUUUGUUUUACGAAGAUAUAAAAGACAAACAGGAGGAACUGACACAACUCCUUUUUAAUAAUAUCCCAGUAGGAGUAGGAUCACAGGGAUGUAUAUUGUGUAAUCAUGACAAGCUAGAUGAAGCUCUUUGUUUAGGAAUGGAUUGGUGUGUGAAAGAAGGAUACGCAUGGGUAGAAGAUAAAUUAAACUGUGAAGAUAAUGGAAGGAGUUUGUAUGCUGAUAGUAACUACGUAUCUGUGAGAGCUAAAAAAAGAGGGAUAACACAGAUGGGGACUUUAGGAGCUGGGAACCACUAUGCUGAGAUUCAGAUUGUAGAUGAAAUAUACGACAAAAGGAGUGCCAAACUUAUGGGAGUAGAAAAAACGAGUCAAGUUUGUAUAAUGAUUCACUCAGGGAGUAGAGGGUUGGGACAUCAAAUAGCUACAGAUGCACUAAUCGAGAUGGAAAAAAGCAUGACUAAGUAUAAACUAGAUGUAAUAGACAAACAGCUAGCUUGUACUCCUAUCCACUCUAAGGAAGGAGAAAAUUAUCUCAAAGCCAUGGGUUCUGCUUGUAAUUUUGCUUGGAUUAAUAGAUCCUCCAUGACGUUUUUAGCUAGACAAACCUUUGCAAAAAUUUUUAAUCAAUCACCUGACGACUUAGACAUGCAUGUCAUAUAUGACGUGUCACAUAACAUCGCCAAAAUUGAGGAUCAUCUCGUCGAUGGAAAGAGGAAAAAACUGUUAGUUCAUAGAAAGGGGUCCACUAGAGCCUUCCCUCCUUUCCACCCUGCAGUCCCCUUGGAUUAUCAAUACUGUGGACAACCCAUUCUCAUCGGAGGUACCAUGGGAACAUACUCCUACGUCCUAACCGGUACGGACAAGGCUAUGGAUACCACUUUCGGGUCCACCUGUCACGGGGCUGGCCGAGCACUAAGUCGAAAUAAAAGCAGAAACACACUAAACUACGUGGACGUUUUGCAGAAAAUGAAAGAGGAAAAUAUUUCCAUUCGAGUCGCCUCCCCGAAGUUAAUUAUGGAGGAGGCCCCCGAGUCCUACAAGAACGUCUCCGAGGUGGUCAAUACGUGCCAUGACGCGGGCAUAUCCACCAAGUGCUUUCGCCUCAAGCCGGUCGCAGUCAUAAAGGGGUG
This is a messenger RNA of Plasmodium cynomolgi strain B, 1536 nucleotides long. RefSeq lists its product as hypothetical. The record is from RefSeq and is a predicted model, not a curated record. NCBI's taxonomy places the organism in Eukaryota, Apicomplexa, Aconoidasida, Haemosporida, Plasmodiidae. Gene Ontology annotation, cellular component: nucleus; tRNA-splicing ligase complex. Gene Ontology annotation, biological process: tRNA splicing, via endonucleolytic cleavage and ligation. The transcript has a single exon. The annotation marks the transcript as partial. Gene Ontology annotation, molecular function: RNA ligase (ATP) activity.